Molecule: messenger RNA, 825 nt
Organism: Cooperia oncophora
Lineage: Eukaryota; Metazoa; Nematoda; Chromadorea; Rhabditida; Trichostrongylidae
Source: the annotation of a GenBank genome assembly
AUGACCACAUUUCAAAUCCCUGGCUUGGAUUAUGGAAGCGAUAACAGUUCACCAGAACCCGAGGAGGAGCCAUUGCAUUUAUUGUCACAGGAAAGCCACAUGUGCAUCGAUUGCUAUAGCAUCGCGAUGAAAAUCGUUCAACAGCCGAAAGGGACGCCUCUGGCGGAUAAAUACCUAGCCGUACACGAGCUGAGCAGUGAGGAAAUAGUUCGUUUCGGUAACGCGUUAGAGGAAACCGAUAUCGAUCCCGAAGGCGACGAUUUUAUUCAUUGUGAUCGAUGUAACUGUUAUUAUCGUGCCUCAUGUAAAGAGCACCCUCUUUUCUGGGUGAAGGAUCGAGAACCGAGUAAAAACUCGAAGCCAGAAGAUCGUGCUCGGAUGACCGCACCGGCUUUCAUUAGCAUCAAAACCUCGUCAAUACCCAACGCAGGACUGGGAGCAUUUGCCGAGGCCUGUAUUCCUGUUGGUAUGGUAUUUGGUCCAUAUCAAGGCAUUCUCUUGGAUGACGCUUCUGAAGCGGAGAAAGACGGUUACUGUUGGGAAUUACGAAGUCAUACUGGUCCGCACUUCAUCGAUGGUAGUAAUACGCAGUAUUCGAAUUGGAUGCGAUAUAUUAACAGUUCUCGACACGACAAGGAGCAGAACCUGCUAGCGUUCCAGUACUGCGGUGGAGUGUACUAUCGAGUAAUCCGGCCGAUCACAAUCAAGGACGAACUCCUAGUGUGGUACGGUAAGAAGUUUGGCAAAAGUCUCGGCGUUUUCACGACAUUGCGCUCUAUCAAGAAGCCAGUCACGGCCGCUAACAAGAACCCGUUCAUCCUCUAA